GCUAGCGGAGCAAACGUUGGGUCGGAUGCACACAUUGAAUGAAAGUCGGUGUAGCAGGCUGUGGCCAGCAGUGACUGAGAAUAUCUGCACUCAGUAAAGUUACCUUACAGCGGACGGUCACCUGGUGAGACUGUAUCAGCACAGGCAAGCUCACACAUUGGCAGAAGACGGGUUGAAGACAUUUGUUGAAGGGGAAGGACCGGGCUGUGUGUGGCGAUGCAGCGGGUCACGGCGCAGCUCCUCGUCGGGCUGGUCGCAGCGGUGCUGUCGCUGCUGGCAGAGCAGUGUUGGGCGGACGGCGGGGGCCCCAGUCUCGCUGAACGGGUAAUCUGGGCUGUGAACGCCGGGGGUGAAGCACAUGUAGACGUGCACGGUAUUCACUUCAAAAAGGACCCACUGGAAGGAAAGGUUGGCAAAGCAUCUGAUUAUGGAGUGCGUCUGCCAAUACUGCGCUCCAGUCCAGAAGACCAGAUCCUGUAUCAGACAGAGCGCUACAACGAGGACUCUUUUGGAUACGAUAUUCCCAUUCGUGAGGAAGGAGACUACAUACUAGUUAUGAAGUAUGCAGAGGUUUAUUUCGCCCAGUCACAGCAAAAGGUGUUUGACGUCCGUCUAAACGGUCACGUGGUGGUGAAGGACCUGGAUAUCUUUGAUCGGGUGGGCCACAGUACGGCUCACGAUGAGAUCGUCCCGUUCUCUAUUCGACGUGGCAAGCUGAGUGUGCAGGGAGAGGUGUCCACUUUCAACGGCAAGCUCACUGUGGAGUUUGUAAAGGGUUAUUAUGACAACCCCAAAGUCUGCGCCCUCUAUGUCAUGAAGGGGACAUCAGAAGAUGUGCCAAAACUUCAGCCUCACCCCGGUUUGGAGAAGCACGAGGACGAGGAGGAGGAAGAGGAGGAUAGUGAGGGAGGCGAGGAAGGUGGGAAGAAAAAGGUCCCAGCAGGUUCCAAGUACAGGGUCCAGUCAGGCCCCAGAACACCGAACCCGUACGCAGCCGACAACAGCAGCCUGAUGUUUCCCAUCCUGGUGGCGUUUGGGGUGUUCAUCCCGACGCUGUUCUGCCUCUGUCGGCUGUGAGCCGCCACCGCCGAGACGUCAAACAGACAGGACUAUGAAGAGAGGGGGAGGGAGGGGGAGAGGG
Molecule: messenger RNA, 1141 nt
Organism: Chelmon rostratus (copperband butterflyfish)
Lineage: Eukaryota; Metazoa; Chordata; Actinopteri; Chaetodontiformes; Chaetodontidae
Gene: mlec
Product: malectin
Exons: 6
Coding region: 217-1077 (286 amino acids)
Cellular component (GO): membrane
Molecular function (GO): carbohydrate binding
Source: RefSeq, a predicted model, not a curated record